AUGCAGCUCAUCCCAGGUGAAUGCAUCAAGUGGACGCUAUUCAGUGUGCCGUCGUGGGUGAAACUCGGCGAAGGCGCCUCGCUGACUUGCAAGUUUGACCUGGAGGGGCAAAACUUGUACGCUGUCAAGUGGUACAAAGAUGGUCGUGAGAUCUACCGCUAUGUGCCAGCAGAGAAGCUCACUCAGCAGGACUUUCCCAUGGCUGGUGUUAACAUUGACGUGUCACAGUCUGACAAGGAAGUGGUGCGACUCAGGAACGUGAGCCUCGAGUCGACGGGUCGCUACAAGUGCGAGGUGCUCGCUGAGUCACCGAAAUUCAUGACGCUCGUCAAGUCUGGCGAGAUGCAAGUUGUCGAUCUGCCAGCAGGUCCACCCAUUGUGCUGGGGGGACAGUCAGAGUAUGAGGACGGAGACCUGGUGAACGUGACGUGCAUAACUCUACCGUCCAUGCCACCCGCUCAGGUCACUUGGUACAUCAACGGGCACGAGGCGCCGAAUGACAUCCUGUACCCACACUCCACCGCCGCUCCGCUGCCUCAGUCCCCGCAGCAUUACCCAAACAACCAAUACCCGUUCAACCAAUACCCAACGGGCAACUCUGUCGGAAGCGCCCGGAGCUCCGACCAUCUCCAGCAGUCGCAGCCUUCGCUGUCGCACAGCAGACAAUCCGUCAAAGUAACCCUGGCGUUCACGGUGCGCCGGUAUCACUUCGACCGUGGCAACAUGACGCUGCGAUGCGAGGCUCGGGUCUCGGAGCUCUACACGGGGCAGGAGGAGCUACACGCGCGUCGCAAGACCACCAUCAGACCUGCACUUUUUGGGGGCAGAACUUCAGGAGCCUCAAGUACUUCACAUGGAAUAAUGCUGAGCGUCAUGCCUGCGAUACUAUCAGCUUAUGCUGUGCUGGACUCCAUAGUAUGA
Hyalella azteca is the source of this 921-nucleotide messenger RNA. RefSeq lists its product as uncharacterized. The transcript is spliced from 8 exons. NCBI's taxonomy places the organism in Eukaryota, Metazoa, Arthropoda, Malacostraca, Amphipoda, Hyalellidae. The record is from RefSeq and is a predicted model, not a curated record. Bases 1 to 921 code for a protein of 306 amino acids.